AUGGCCCAGCAGCGGCUGGUGCAGCUCUCGGCGCAGCGCCCCGCCAGCACCGUGUGCGUGCUGGGCACCGAGCUCGCCCUCGACGUGGCCGGCUCCUACUUCGCCGCCGACGGCGGGGUGCCCCUGGGCAGAGCCAUGCUCUACGUGACCUGCGUGGAGGUGGCGCUGGAGGCCGACGGCAGCCGCAGCGGCGCCCCGGGCCGCACGCUGGCUGAUAAGCGCCUCUGGACGUGGGGGCCCGAAGGCCACGGCGCCGUCCUGCUGGUGAACUGCGACCGCGAGGAGCCCCGCGCUGCGGGGCAGCACGGCGAGGCCGCCGCCACGCGCUCCUACGAGGACCUCAAGGACAUGUCGCAGCUGGUGCUGCGCACGCGCGGACCCCGCGCCGUCUUCGCCAGCCACCGCCUCGUCCUCCACGUGGGCUACGGCGACGCCGACAAGCUCGGCGUGUUCUACGGCGGGCCCGGCCCCUCCGUGGAGGACUACAAGCACGUGCUGGGCGGCCAGAAGCUCGCGUACGCCGUGAAGCCCAGCAGGCACCACGAGGAGAACGUCUUCUACGUGGAGGCGCUGAGCUUCCCGGACGCCGCCUUCGAUGGGCUCCUCUCCUUGCACGUGACGCUCCUGGAGAGCGCCGAGAAGGGCUCGCUGGAGACGCCCGUYUUCACGGACACCGUGGUCUUCCGCGUGGCGCCGUGGAUCAUGACGCCCAACACGCUGGCGCCCGCCGAGGUCUAUGUGUGCAGCCUGGCCGACAACCAGGAGUUCGUGGUGGCCGUGAGCGCCCUGGCGCAGCGGGCCGGCUGCGCCGUCACYGUGUGCCCGCUGCUGGAGAACCGCCACGACCGCUGGAUCCAGGACGAGAUCGAGUUCGGCUAUGUGCAAGCUCCCCAUAAGACGUUCCCCGUGGUCUUCGACUCGCCCCGCGACCGCGGGCUCAAGGACUUCCCAGUCAAGCGCAUCCUGGGCCCCGAUUUCGGCUACGUGGCCCGGGAAGCGCCAGAAGGCGCCUCCGGCCUCGACUCCUUCGGGAACCUGGAGGUGAGCCCGCCGGUGACGGCGCAAGGCAAGGACUUCCCGCUGGGCCGCAUCCUGGUGGGCAGCAGCUUCCCCAGGUUCGGUGGCCGGCGGAUGGCCAAGGCCGUGCGGGAUUUCCUGGUGGCGCAGCGGGUGCAGGCGCCCGUGGAGCUCUUCUCCGACUGGCUCGCCGUGGGCCACGUCGACGAGUUCCUCACCUUCGUGCCGGCUCCCGACCGGCAGGGAUUCCGGCUGCUCCUGGCCAGCCCCAGCGCCUGCUACCGCCUGCUCAAGGAGAAGCAAGAGGAGGGCUACGGGGAGGCCACCAUGUUCGAGGGGCUGAAGGGGGUGGCCAAGCCGAGCGUGAAYGCGCUGCUGGCCGACGAGGCGCUGCGCAAGUUCAACGCGUUCGCCCAGAGCUGCAUCAGCUGGAACCGCGACGUGCUCAAGCGGGAGCUGGGCCUGGCCGAGAGGGACAUCGUGGACGUGCCGCAGCUCUUCCAAGGGGACGGGCAGGCGGGCGCCCGCGCCCUCUUCCCCGACAUGGUGAACAUGCUGGUGCUGGGGAGGCACCUGGGCAUCCCCAAGCCCUUCGGGCCCGUCAUCCGCGGCCAGUGCUACAAAAAAUACCCCCAAAUCCCCUAA
Nothoprocta perdicaria is the source of this 1662-nucleotide messenger RNA. Its product is annotated as protein-arginine deiminase type-3-like. NCBI's taxonomy places the organism in Eukaryota, Metazoa, Chordata, Aves, Tinamiformes, Tinamidae. The record is from RefSeq and is a predicted model, not a curated record. Gene Ontology annotation, cellular component: cytoplasm. Gene Ontology annotation, molecular function: protein-arginine deiminase activity; calcium ion binding. The coding region runs from base 1 to 1662 and encodes 553 amino acids. The transcript has 16 exons.